Penicillium malachiteum is the source of this 738-nucleotide messenger RNA. Its product is annotated as mitochondrial 54S ribosomal protein mL54. NCBI's taxonomy places the organism in Eukaryota, Fungi, Ascomycota, Eurotiomycetes, Eurotiales, Aspergillaceae. The record is from RefSeq and is a predicted model, not a curated record. The transcript is spliced from 2 exons. Gene Ontology annotation, molecular function: structural constituent of ribosome. The annotation marks the transcript as partial. Gene Ontology annotation, cellular component: mitochondrial large ribosomal subunit.
CGGUCAAUUUCUCUCACUGCGACCAUGAUCUGCCGAAGCUGCAGAACGAGCAUGCUGUCCCGGCUGCAGCAACAACAAGCCGUGACAUGGACAGCAUCAUCAGCGCGCCAACUGCCUCUGGCUCGUAGCCAAUUCCGAUUCUACAGUGCUGCCGCCCCCUCCUCUCCUCCCAACCCCCGCCAACCCUCCGUCGGGGAUGUCACCACCCCAUCCGCCAUCUCCUCUGCAACCCCCGGUGUUUCACAGCCCUUGAGCACCCCAGAAGGUGUCCACGUCGAUGUACAGCCUGGCGCUGCUACUAAGCCCGUCGUUGAGCGCCCACCCAGCAGCUGUCCUGCCGGCACCAAGCUGAACGGCCUGAACUACUUCAAGAAUAAGCCCGAUGUCUUCGCCAAGGACGAUUCGGAAUACCCCGAGUGGCUGUGGGAUCUCCUGAGCGACCCAAGCAAGCAGUCCAAGAAAGAUAAUGGUGGAGUUGAUGUGAGCUCCUUGAACAAGAAGCAACGGAAGCGCUAUGAGAAGAAGCUCGCCGCUCGCACUGCUGUCCUACCGCCCAAAAUCCCUGCCCACCACAACUCCCACGAUAUCACACCGGCCUCAUACAACCGCGGAGGUCUCCCCGCAGAUGCCCUUGCCGAUGCCUCCAAUGACCUAAGCCAGCGCGGAGAGGUUAUCAAGAGUGCUCGUGAAGCCCGACGCAAGGCCAUCAAGGAAUCUAACUUCCUGCGUGGUCUGUAA